This is a messenger RNA of Aureobasidium melanogenum CBS 110374, 747 nucleotides long. RefSeq lists its product as uncharacterized. The record is from RefSeq and is a predicted model, not a curated record. The transcript has 2 exons. The annotation marks the transcript as partial. Lineage: Eukaryota; Fungi; Ascomycota; Dothideomycetes; Dothideales; Saccotheciaceae.
UACCCUCGGCGGUUGUUGAUAUACCGGGCACCGACUCUGGAGCUCGCCACUAUUGGUACCAUUAAACUCACAGGCCUGGGCGCCUUCGCUAUGGCUUGUCUCGUCAUUGCUCCCAAUGUCUACUUCGACGAGUCCAGUCCUGUUUGGAUGGCCCCUGCAGUCAUUGCCGUAUCCGCAACUCUUGUCCCUCUCUUUCACGUCUUGACGAGGCCUUCCGUAGCCAACAUCUUUAUUGACGCUCCUGCCUCAGCCCGUCGAUCCAAGGAAGCACUGGUUUCGUUCGCCAAGCGUGUGCCUCUAGACACCGCUUUGGAGAUCCAGACGCUGGGUCUUCUCUCUGUGCCCAGGACAAAGACAUUGCGCGUUGGAGAAUUGAGAGUUCGUCCCGAAGGUUGGGGUCGCUUGGCCAAUCUCGAGCAGGUCCAUGCCAUCGACAAAACCUCCAAGAUUCCCAAGUGGGCAAGGUGGUCGCUACAGCGUUUUUACGCUCGUCCAGUCCCCUCUCGCUGGAAGAAUAGCCGUGCUCCCGAAGUCUGGCCACUGGUCCUCGAGGCCAUUACUAGGAACACUGUGGCCAACAUGUCGGGGAAGAACCUGCCACCACCUGUGAGCGCAGUUCCUUCAGCUCGGCUGCAGUCGCCUGCAAGUGUGGUGCGCCCAGCUCGAUCAUCUGCUCCUGUUGUGCAGAAGCAGGUGCCGGCUCAAAAGGCUGUUCCAAAAGGUAGACAAAAUAUGCGCAAAAAGUGA